Molecule: messenger RNA, 1652 nt
Organism: Carlito syrichta (Philippine tarsier)
Lineage: Eukaryota; Metazoa; Chordata; Mammalia; Primates; Tarsiidae
Gene: RWDD2B
Product: RWD domain containing 2B
Exons: 8
Coding region: 579-1448 (289 amino acids)
Molecular function (GO): protein binding
Source: RefSeq, a predicted model, not a curated record
GCUCCCCCCGAUCAACAUUGAGCUCUCCACGCUGCCGAGAAGUCCAGGGUCGCAGCAGCGAGGUGGCCACGGCCCGAGACUCCAUAGAAAGCUACAGCAAGGCAUGAAGGAUGAAGUUCUACAUAUAGUUCUGCUCAAUAAACCUUAACCAGAGAUGAGAACGAAUACCAUGAGGACACCACAGACCUAAAUAAUAGUGUUUGAUUUCACAGAAUAAAAUCUCUUUGAGAAGAAGCACUACAUGAGAAUCCUGGGCAAGAUGGUGAGAGAACCAGUGGGAGUGUGAGUCUCUGCAAGGGCAAGUGUCCAUAAAGACAGUCUGCGUGUGUGGGAGUGUGCAGAACGGGGAAGAAACCUGUGUUGGCCCACCCAACUCUGUUCAGCCUCCAACCCGAGACCCAGAAGCAAUCUCUGCACCUCUCUGGGAUUGACCAUCGCUGGCACAGAGAGGAAGCUUCAGGAGCAGAUACGGAGAGACAGAUACCCCACCCCCAUGCUGGACUAGGCACAGAUACAUCUGAUUUGAGUGGGAGACUUGGCAGCAGCAGACAACUUGGGAAACUUGCAGAUGUCCAAAAAUGAUUGAGGUAGAGCAGGCAGAAGCCCAGCUCUCUGAGUUAGACCUGCUAGCCAGUAUGUUCCCUGGUGAGAAUGAGCUCAUAGUGAAUGACCAGUUGGCUUUAGCAGAACUGAAGGAUUGUACUGAAAAGAGGACAAUGGAGGGGCGAUCUUCAAAAGUUUACUUUACUAUCAGUAUGAACUUGGACGUAUCUGAGGAAGCAACGGUGAUAUUUUCUCUGGCCUGUAUCCUUCCUUUUAAGUACCCUGCUGUUCUGCCUGAAAUUACUGUCAGAUCAGAAUUAUUAAGUAGAUCCCAGCAGACUCAGCUGAACACUGAUCUGACUGCAUACCUGCAAAAGAAUUGUCUUGGAGAUGUCUGUAUAUUGAAUGCCACAGAGUGGGUUAGAGAACAUGCCUCUGGCUAUGUCAGCAGGGAUAUCUCAUCUUCUACCAGGGGAAGUACAGUACAGUCAGUUGAUCUCAUCUUCACAAGACUCUGGAUCUACAGCCAUCAUAUCUAUAGCAAAUACAAAAGAAAGACUAUUCUAGAGUGGGCAAAGGAGCUUUCCCUCUCUGGGUUUAGCAUGCCUGGGAAACCUGGUGUUGUUUGUGUGGAAGGCCCACAAAGUGCCUGUGAAGAAUUCUGGUCAAGACUCAGAAAAUUAAACUGGAAGAGAAUUUUAAUUCGCCAUCGAGAAGAUAUUCCUUUUGAUGGUACAAAUGAUGAAAUGGAAAGACAAAGAAAAUUUUCUAUUUUUGAAGAAAAAGUGUUCAGUGUUAAUGGAACCAGAGGAAACCAUAUGGACUUUGGUCAGCUGUAUCAGUUCUUAAAUGCCAGAGGAUGUGGGAAUGUUUUCCAGAUAUUCUUUGGUCUGGAAGGACAAUGACUGAGUGGAAGAGCAGUCGAAAGUAUUUUAUCGUGGUUGGCCUUUUGAUUUUUUUCCUAUUCUUUCUUGAAAGAUUAAGUAAUUUUAUUUUAGUUCCAUUCUAGAAUGUUAGGGAGGACAAAAAAUAGCAAGAAAAAGUAGCAGUAUAGCUGGAAUGCAUCUGUUAAAAAUAUGUCUUGAUUAAAAGCAGAACUGAAUUUCAAA